AUGACAACUGCCUUCAAAGCCUCAGCCUCAGCACCAGCAUCAGAGCAGAGGCAGCCGUGUUCUCCGAUGUGUACUCACGUCUCUGUCUCCGCGGAUCUGCGUCUGUUCACUGAGCGAGCGCGCGACGACGUAACCACAAAACAACAACAAUCGCGUCCAUCGUCAGGGUCCGAGCCUCUGACCACAUCCACAGACAGAGAGAGCAGCGCCUUUAUCCCGAGCUGCGCUGCCCACGUGACCGCCCACCAACGUCACACGAGCUCGGAUGCGAGGCGCGCGCACGUGGGACUGCACAUGCACGCGCGCCGCGGUGUGAGAACCGUGUGGAGUCAGUCUUACCUCCGCCCCUGA
Messenger RNA from Knipowitschia caucasica, 351 nucleotides. NCBI's taxonomy places the organism in Eukaryota, Metazoa, Chordata, Actinopteri, Gobiiformes, Gobiidae. The record is from the annotation of a GenBank genome assembly.